This is a messenger RNA of Manis pentadactyla (Chinese pangolin), 1977 nucleotides long. It is a transcript of the gene PCID2, whose product is annotated as PCI domain containing 2. The transcript is spliced from 14 exons. Gene Ontology annotation, biological process: poly(A)+ mRNA export from nucleus; transcription elongation by RNA polymerase II; post-transcriptional tethering of RNA polymerase II gene DNA at nuclear periphery. Gene Ontology annotation, molecular function: double-stranded DNA binding; RNA binding. Gene Ontology annotation, cellular component: transcription export complex 2. Bases 258 to 1493 code for a protein of 411 amino acids. Lineage: Eukaryota; Metazoa; Chordata; Mammalia; Pholidota; Manidae. The record is from RefSeq and is a predicted model, not a curated record.
GGGAACUGCGUCUCUCAGGGGCUUUGUCCAUACAGCUUGUGGCCAGCAGAGGCAUGCUUAACACAUCAGCAUUUAUGGACUCAACGCUUGUAUUCUUCCCAAUAAACUGCUAAUUCCAGACCUAGAACCGUGGUGAUAAGGAAGAGAGUGGAUUUUAAAAACAUCUGAAGGAAACAUUAUCAGGAGUUGGUGAUUAACUAGGUGUGGUUGACGGACAGAGAGGAGUCUAGAAUGAUUCCCAGGCAACAAAUAAGCGGAUGAACAGAUUCAGAGGGAAAAAUAAAUUCAGUUUUGGACAUGCUGAGUUGGGGGUGCCUGUUGACAACCAGGUCUAUGAAGCAAUUGACAGCAGAGAUGGGGCGUCCUGUGCAGAGCUGGUGUCUUUCAAGCAUCCUCACGUUGCCAACCCACGGCUUCAGAUGGCCUCUCCAGAAGAGAAGUGUCAACAAGUUUUGGAACCCCCUUACGAUGAAAUGUUUGCAGCUCAUUUAAGGUGCACUUACGCAGUGGGGAACCAUGACUUCAUAGAGGCAUACAAAUGCCAGACUGUCAUCGUCCAAUCGUUCCUGAGGGCAUUUCAGGCCCACAAAGAAGAAAACUGGGCUCUGCCUGUCAUGUAUGCUGUGGCGCUGGACCUUCGGGUGUUUGCCAAUAAUGCAGACCAGCAGUUGGUAAAGAAAGGGAGAAGCAAGGUGGGAGACAUGUUGGAGAAAGCGGCCGAAGUGCUGAUGGGCUGUUUCCGCGUCUGCGCCAGCGACACUCGUGCUGGUAUAGAGGACUCUAAGAAGUGGGGGAUGCUGUUCCUGGUAAAUCAGUUGUUCAAGAUUUACUUUAAGAUCAACAAACUCCAUUUGUGUAAACCCCUGAUCAGAGCCAUUGAUAGCUCAAACCUGAAAGACGACUACAGCACGGCACAGAGGGUGACGUACAGGUACUACGUCGGGCGCAAGGCCAUGUUCGAUAGCGACUUUAAGCAAGCCGAGGAAUACCUGUCCUUUGCCUUCGAGCACUGUCACCGUUCAAGCCAGAAGAACAAAAGGAUGAUCCUGAUAUAUCUGCUUCCAGUGAAAAUGCUGUUGGGUCAUAUGCCAACCAUUGAGCUUCUGAAAAAGUAUCAUCUCAUGCAGUUUGCAGAAGUAACCAAAGCCGUCAGCGAAGGCAACCUCCUCCUCCUGAACGAGGCUCUGGCGAAGCACGAGACCUUUUUCAUUCGCUGCGGUAUUUUCCUUAUACUUGAAAAGCUGAAGAUCAUUACCUACAGGAAUCUUUUCAAGAAAGUGUGCCUGUUGCUCAGGACACACCAGCUGUCCCUGGAUGCGUUCCUGGUUGCCUUGAAAUUCAUGCAAGUGGAAGACGUGGACAUCGACGAAGUGCAGUGCAUUCUCGCCAACCUGAUCUACAUGGGUCACAUUAAAGGCUACAUAUCACACCAGCAUCAAAAGCUAGUUGUCAGCAAGCAAAACCCAUUCCCUCCACUGUCUACGGUGUGCUGAGUGUCUUAGACAGCCCUGAGGGUGGGCAAGUGCUGUGUCUGCUAGUUCGGAUCCUGAUGAUGAAGUCAGUCCUAUGCCAGUUCGCUACUCUCCGCAGCUGGGGUCUCAGAGACCCUUCCCAGGGGUGCUGAGACUGGGUUUUUCAGUGCACGGACACCCUGAAGUCUCCAUCAUCACCUGUCACUAAUGUCAACCCUACAGAGACCUGGAAUUUCUUUCUCAGGAAGUGAGGUUCCUGUGUUGGCUCUGGUGCGUAGGUGCGGCUCUGGGGCACAGGUGCUUCGCCCGCACAGCAGGCCUACUUCACUCCUCCUAAGUGCUGUCCCUGGAGCAUCUUUGUAACUUUUUACAUACCUCUUUCUAUAAAAAAGGCAUCCUGAAUUUACACAAGUGGCAUAUUCUUUAUUUUAUCUUCUGAGACACAUCUAUCAUUAAUGUUAAACUCAAACAUUUUGUGUGAUCAAAAUGCUUGGUUAACUUCAGG